AUGUCUGGGCUUCAGCAGCCUGAGCUUCACCCUCUGGGCGUCUCGAAUCACCAAGAUUCGGGGCUCCUUGACAGCGCAGACGGGAUAAAAGACGCCGUAGAGCAUGCCAAGAAUGGGGAAGACGACACCAUAUCGACCGUCUCAUCAGAAUUGUCAGAUACAGACACGUUGGAGCUUCUCUCGCUGGCUUCGCGCCCAGCAACACCCGCUACCGAGAGGCUAAAGCUACCGAGGGAGCUUGGUUUGAGCGCGCCUGGGUGGUUCUCUGACUUUACAGAUUAUGAUGUCAUCACGAUCCAUGGACUUCGCGAUAAUCACAAGACCGUGUGGAAGUCGAGCAGUGGACAGGCAUGGCUUCAGGACUCGCUCUUCCAAGACCUCUCCGUCCGGCAGCUCGAUUACAUGUAUGCCAUUGAUGACUCCGCACGGAUUUUUCAACCGGAUGGGUUUCAAGUUGAAGCUCGAAACCUGCUGCGUCUGUACGCCGAGAAAAGGCGCAACCUUCCGGAAACAGAGAUCAACAGGCCGAUUAUGUGGGUGUGUCAUGACAUUGGAGGCAGCAUCUUCAAGCAGGUUCUGAUCCAAGCUUGCCGAGCCAUUGUCCGUCAAGACUUUGACGAUGUCGAAACAUGGGAAUACAUAAGGGAAGCCCGGGACCGGAUUGUUAAAUUUUCCACCGUGAUGAUAUCUCUUGGCUGCCCUCACAAGACCGAGUCCAUUGAUCGUCUAGAAGACGAAAUCCAUAACUUGAUGAGCUUGCCCGGUCCGGAACUCAGAACCGGGCUAGUAACAAAGGUCAAGAAUAUUGCCCGUCAAGUGGACGAUAUCAACAUUCGGUUCCUGGGUGCCAACUUCUUCUCACGGUUGUUGCGCAUCAACGUCUUUCACCUCCGCUCCAUUCUCCCCUCUGCGAAUAAGCCGACGAAUGUAGAAGUUUCGGAGCUAGUCAAGAACGAUUCGGAAGUCGCAGAUGCCGGUACCAUCGUGAAGGGCGACAAGGGGGAAGAAGGUGGCCAGAAUGAAUUUCCUUGUGAAACUGCUGACGGCCAUGGAAAUGCAGAUACUCGACAAGCAAACCCUACUACACCUUCAAGCGUGAAUACGCAAAAUGAGGGGAUUAUUGACGCGGAGCCUGAGCAAAACGACACAACUGAUUCCGCGGCUGUAGUGGCGAAGAACAAAAAGGAAGCACUCAACAGUGGAGAGGGUUCUCGGAAGGCUCUGGUCGACCAUGCCUUUGCACGCGCAUCGCCAUUCAGCCGAUACACAAGCUGCCUGUUUGACAUGUUUGAGAGAUACAAUAGGCAACGUGAGGAUAAUAUCGAUCAUGCCUCACUCGUCAAGGGCAGCGAAGACCUCGCCGACAGUGAUUUCGACUGGGUGUCGUAUUUUGGCACGAAGAUUCGCGAAGGCUACUAUGUCGUGAAGGUCAAUCAUGACCUCAACAAUUGUCAACUCGCCUUACUGUCCAUGAUACCGCCUGUGAAGCCAGUCAAUCUCCACACCGAUCCCGAGCUGACCCAGACACUGCCGUUUCUGGACUGGAUUUUCGCCCAUGAACGGUUCAAACGGUUCGAUGAGAGCAUCGGACCUUACACCCUGUGCAUCCAAGGGACCGAUGAAGAUGCGUCACGGAUGGCAAUGAUUUCCCAACAUGUGUAUACCAGGUACGAGUCAGAACAGAUCGAGAGACAUGAUCAAGAAGGCGCCGCUUUUUACUUCCAAUUCGACAAGUUCGACAGCAGAUACAAUGGCAUCAAGCCCAUGCUUGCCACCUUCCUCUCGAAGCUGAGCUGGCACUUGUGGUCGAAGCCCGGGGAGGAGGGAGCGACUCAUCGCUUAUUUGAGAGCCUAGAAUAUUACCGCAACUGCUGUGUGGAAGAAGAGCGGAAUUGCCGCACCUAUCUCAACUAUCGGCUCGUCAUCAUCACAAGCAAGCAGAACCUGUUCCCGAAGAAUUCCAUUCCCGAAACGCAGAUGAUCUCUUUGGACGAGUGUCCGGCCCCGCUGGUCGGGUACGCCAUCGACGAGAAGGUAUUCGAUGCUAACGGACUUUGGCCAUACCUAGAGCACGUGCUGAGGAAACGUCCGGUGUUGAGUGCCCUUGCCGAAAGUCUGAAGAAUGCCAUCGAGCAAUGCCAAGCAGCGCCUUACCUUGGCUACAGGAUUCUGGAAUGGCUUCAUCAUUUUGGACGAGGGCUGCCCGUUGCCGAAAUCGCCGCAACUGUCGAACGCCUGCUACCCGCCACCCCCGGGAUCAUUCUGUCGAUGUUCAUCAACGCUUUGCCUCCGGAUAAGCGAGUACUGGCACUAAUGGUCUAUCGAUGGGUGAAAUAUGCCCUAGAGCCAUUGACCGUCGAGGCACUUGGCCAUGCUCUGUUUGCAUCAACAGGGUCAAAUACGACAUUGCUAGACAUUGACUACAAGCAGCUGCUUCGGGAAAUCACUGUGAUGUCUGGAGGUAUUAUUGUCGUGAGAGAUUGCUUCCUCACGUUUUCAAACGACUCGUUUUACGACACAAGCGUCUCCGACGGCGAUGAUGACGAGAAGCCAGCGUUGAUCCAUGGCAUCCUGGCCGAAGCUUGCUUGAAAUACCUGAUGCACCAGGAAGUGCUGCAGCUGUACGAUAGGCUGUCAGUUGAAAACUAUGGUGGAGAUGUUUUAAAGAAGCCUCUUGCAUCAACUCGAGACUCCAUGUUGGAAUAUGCCCUGGCCCUCGACUUCUUUCAUCGCACAGAGACGAGAAAUAGAUGGGCUGAGGCGCACUAUCUUCUUUCGAACCCUUUUACACGCAUUCAUAGAGGUUAUGUGUCCUCUCUGCCAUCGAUGGCUGCAUUAGGACUCGAAGACCUCGUAUCUCGGCAAGUCGAACAAGACCAAAACUUUGAUUGGUUUCAUCGAGACGCUUGGCUAGCCAUCACGGAAGCCUCGAGAAACGGUCACGAAAGUGUGGUUCGCAAGUUGCUGGAACAUGUUCAGGUUGAAGAGCCGGGUCUGCAAGACGCAAUCACCUGGGCUAAUUCCUCUGGCGAUGAGGGGACGUUGACUCGGCUACUGGAUAGCGUUUGUCUUCUUGACAGCUUUUCGUGGCCCAAAGAAAUUCUAUCUCGAGCAGCGGCGUGUGGCUCGAAACCUCUAAUUUCUGCCAUUACUACAGCCGGUGUUAAUCUAAAUGAGCGAAAGUACGACACCGGGGAGAUGGCCAUUCACACGGCCAUUGUUUGGGGCCGUCAAGGAGUGGUCAAGCUCCUGUUGGAUGCCGAGGUUGACCUAAAGGUUCGAGACAAUUUUGGGAGAACUCCCCUUCUCUUGUCUGCGGAUAUUGGUCAUCCAGAGAUCGUUCAGAUGCUCAUCAAAUCAGGAGCCAACGCCGACGACAAGGACACAAGCGGUUUGUCUGCUAUCAACACCACCAUCUAUGCGGGUGAGCACGCAGCACUCGCACAACUUCUCGGAGCCGGGGCAGAUCCCGGCCCUAGGGAGCCUGCCGAAAGCCUUUCCGAGUCACCAGCCCCUUUGUCUUACGCCGCUGAGAACUGCAGGCUGCAAUGCGUUCGAAUUCUUCUUGAAAAGGGGGCAAACGCUUGUAUCGAACCCGAGCGAGGAAGCCCUUUGUAUCUUCUGUACGACAGGCCUCAUGUCACCGAAACCUGCCGUCUUCUCAUCGAGAGAGGCGCAAACCCCAACCAAGUCUACAGUGACAAAGAGAUGCUCUUAUUUCGGGCCUUGAGAACGGAAGAUAAGAAACUGGUCGGUCUCCUUAUUGACAAAGGUGCCGACGUGGACCUGUUGGACGCAGACGAGAACACAAACCGCAAGACACCCUUGGGGUAUGCUAUUAUGGCAUGUUCGCUCGAGAUGAUGGAGUUCCUUCUACAAAAAGGAGCUUCCGUGAACGAUGUCCCCGAAGGAGCCGAGUCGUCGCUUUUCACCGCAAGCUAUUGGAACACCGACAUCAAAAAAGCCGAGUUGCUCCUAAAACAUAAAGCCGACGUUCACUGGACAAAAAGCGACGGCUGGACCGCCCUUCAUGCUUGUUACGACAUGCCGAUGUUCGUGCCUCUCCUUCUGAAGCAGGGAGCGGAUGUGAAUAAGAUGGCCCAUUGUGGGACUCUGUUGAUGAUGGCGGCAAGGUGGAAAUUUCUCGAUACUCUCAAGAUCCUCCUCCAGCAUCGCCCGCCCCCGAAACUCGACUUGAAGUUUGAUUACGAUCCAAUGGACUUGGAAUACGGCAUGACAGCACUGACGAUUGCGACAUCCAAUCCUGAUGACUCUAAGGCAGCUCAGAAAAUGAUGCGAGAUUUCCUAGAUCGUGGAGCCAAGGUUGAUCAUGAGGACGAGGACAAGAACACUGCGCUCCACGGACUAACUUCAUCGACCCCGGUCAAGAUCUUAAAGAUUCUGGCCGACCUAGGCGCUCCGGUAGACUCUCCAAACCAAGGCGGGCUCACGCCGCUGGGAGUUGCUGUGAAGAAUAGCAACAUGCCCGCUGCAGCAUAUCUCAUCUCCAAGGGAGCCCGGGCGGAUGUCCAGGACUCCAGCUUUGGCAAUUUGCUUCAUUUAGUCUGUCAACAGAACUACCCGGAAGAUGAAACCGCCUUUAAGCUGUUUAAACUUCUCGUUGGUGCCGGAGCCAACUUGAACAGUGCUGGUCGAGACCCAGCUCGCGAAUCGUUGCUGCAUGCCGUCGUGUACGCGCCUCUCGAAAGAAGCGCACGAACCAAGAUAGUCCACUAUCUCGUCAGCCACGUCAGUCCAGCCGUCGAUGUCAACGCGCCCGGUGGAGAUUGGGCAUAUGCAAUCAUUGCUGCUGCCCGCAAGGGGUACGACAAUAUACUUCAAUAUCUUGUCCGCCACGGCGCCAAUAUCAGCGUCCCUGACGAUCUGGGCCGUCGUCCUCUUCACUUCCUAAUCGGUCUCGGGCGUUGGAAUUCCAACACGAGGCCAGUGCGAGUUCUUCUCAAGGCCGAUGUUGACAUUCAAGCAGCGGACAAGUUUGGACGAACUGCUCUCAAUUGGGCAGCUGGAUCCAGAGACCUGGAACUUUUUGAGUUGAUACUGAGAAAGCUUCCCAAAGGAUACAAUGUCAACGUUCGAGACGGUGAUGGAUGGACACCGCUCAUGUGGGCCUGUAGAACUUCCCAGGGCGCCCCGAUCUCUAUCAUUGACAAGCUAGUCAAUACAUUGGGCGCGGACAUCUUCCUCCAAAGAAGUGAUGGCGAUUGGUCGGCGAUGAAGCUUGCGUGUCUCAGCAACCUGGAGGAGGACAUCAAGAAGCUGUUGCAGCCCAUCGGAUAUGAGAGCCAGCAAGACGGCAAAGAUGACUCCAAAGAGAUCCGGAACCUUGCUUUUCACAAUAUACCACCGGCACCACCUCAUUCCGGUCGUCCAUACUGUGAUAGUUGCUUUGCAGGAAUUGUAGGAACGCGUUACAAGUGCACCGUUUGCGACGACUAUGACCUGUGUUUCAAGUGCUUUCCAAGUUGUAAUACAAUGCACGAUGCAAACCAUGAGCUGAAGAAGUACUACGAAUAUUUGUUUGUGGAUGAAGAAGACAGUGAUUCUCCGGCAGAAGAUGAUGGCGCGGCGGGUGCAUCGGAAUCGAGUGAGGGAGAGAAGCCGAGUACGGACACGGACGAUGAGGUUGAAUACGAUUCGGAGGUCGAUGACUGA
Messenger RNA from Colletotrichum phormii, 5673 nucleotides. Its product is annotated as ankyrin repeat-containing domain protein. Gene Ontology annotation, molecular function: zinc ion binding; protein binding. Lineage: Eukaryota; Fungi; Ascomycota; Sordariomycetes; Glomerellales; Glomerellaceae. The coding region runs from base 1 to 5673 and encodes 1890 amino acids. The transcript is spliced from 11 exons. Gene Ontology annotation, cellular component: cytoplasm; nucleus. The record is from RefSeq and is a predicted model, not a curated record.